Plectropomus leopardus (leopard coralgrouper) is the source of this 4810-nucleotide messenger RNA. It is a transcript of the gene kif4, whose product is annotated as kinesin family member 4. Gene Ontology annotation, molecular function: microtubule motor activity; ATP binding; microtubule binding. Lineage: Eukaryota; Metazoa; Chordata; Actinopteri; Perciformes; Serranidae. Gene Ontology annotation, biological process: spindle elongation; mitotic spindle organization; microtubule-based movement. Gene Ontology annotation, cellular component: microtubule associated complex. The record is from RefSeq and is a predicted model, not a curated record.
CAGCAACAACACUCAUCUCACACAAACUGCUGUAAGUACUCGGUUAAAUAACCAAAUUUAUCUAAGUUAGCAGCAACAAGUAUCAUUCAGAGGUAGACGUGUUUAAUAUUACUGCUCGGCAUUAUCAACCAAAACCGCCGAAUGCCGUUUUCGUGAUAUUUAAACGUUGGCACCGGAGGAAACGUGAAAAGGUCUAUAUUGGAUUCUUGCAUCAUGACAAAUGAGGAUGAUAAGGUGAUCCCGGUGCGGGUUGCCUUGCGCUGUCGUCCGCUGGUACCUAAAGAAAUCAACGAGGGAUGUCAGUGCUGUCUCACUUUUGUGCCUGGAGAGCCACAGGUGAUCGUUGGCACAGAGAAGGCGUUCACCUAUGAUUACGUAUUCGAUCCCACUACUGAACAAGAGGAGGUCUUCAAUACGACUGUGUCCCCCUUAUUGAGUGGACUUUUUAAAGGCUACCAUGCCACAGUUCUUGCAUACGGACAGACGGGAUCAGGAAAGACCUACUCCAUGGGAGGAACAUACACUUCAGCUCAAGAAAAUGAUCCGACAGUCGGAGUUAUUCCUCGAGUCAUCAGGAUGAUCUUUGAGGAGAGGGAGAAGAAGACAGACUGUGAAUUUUGUCUGGCAGUGUCUUACCUGGAGAUCUAUAAUGAAGACAUAUUGGACUUGCUGUCUGCAUCUAAGGACAAACCUUCCCUAAGCAUCAGAGAGGACCCUAAAGAGGGCAUCAAGAUUGUGGGUUUAACUGAGCGGCGGGUGUUCAAUGCCCAUGAGAUGGUGGGCUGUCUGGAGGUUGGGAACUCUGCCCGCACCGUGGGUUCCACGGCGAUGAACGCCGCCUCCUCACGCUCUCACGCCAUCUUCACCAUCACACUGGAGCAGCGCAGAGGGACAGACAAAGCCGACUCUGUGGUUUCAAAGUUGCACCUUGUGGACCUGGCUGGUUCAGAAAGGCAGAAGAAAACCAAAGCAGAGGGAGACCGUUUAAAGGAAGGCAUCAGCAUCAAUCGUGGCCUUUUGUCUUUGGGUAACGUGAUCAGUGCCUUGGGGGAUGAAAGCAAGAAAAACACCUUUGUUCCUUACAGAGACUCCAAGCUCACCCGCCUGCUGCAAGAUUCUCUGGGAGGCAACAGCCACACUUUGAUGAUUGCGUGCGUCAGCCCUGCAGACUCAAACCUGGAGGAGACCAUCAACACGCUGCGAUAUGCUGACAGAGCUCGCAAGAUUAAAAACAAACCAAUCGUCAAUGUUGACCCCAGAGCUGCAGAAAUGAACCGUCUGAAACAACAGGUUCAGGAGCUGCAGGUGAUGCUCCUUCAUGCCCGUGGAGGAGUCGCUCCGGUGCUCUCUGGUCCAGAGUCAGCGGAGAACGUGAGUAAGCUGUUGGAAAGGAAUCGCGCUCUGCAGCACGAGAACAAUAAGCUGAGCAGAGAGCUGAGCGAGGCAGCUGGACAGACUGCGCUCAUGUUUGAGAAGAUCAUCAUGACAGAACAUGCAAAUGAGAAACUGCAAAGCAGAAUUGAACAACUGCGAAACCAUGCAGCAUGUACAGUGGAUCUUGAGAAAGUGUUGGAGACUCUGGAGGACCAGGAGCUGAAGGAGAACGUUGAGGUGAUGAAGAACCUCCAAGACGUCAUCAUGGAGCUCAAGAAUGAGAGUGCAGGCAUCGCUGCCUCCAUCGAUGCUAUGGCUGCAGGAGAAGACGCAGCUGAGGUGUCUGGGAAUGGCAGUAAAAAUGGCACAGAUGAAUCCCCAUCAAUUACACAGGAUGUCACUGGCAUCGCUGGUAAGGACUCUCCGGAGGCCUUUACAACCCAUCAUGCACUGCGGCAGGCCCAGCUCUCCAAGGAACUGAUCGAGCUGAACAAAGUGUUGAGCUUGAAGGAAGCUUUUGUGAAGAAAAUGUGCCAGAAUGACAACCAGCUGGAUCCGAUGCAAUCAGAGCACCAGAAAAAUGUGCAAACUCUACAGACUGCAGUGGAUUCUCUGCAGAAGGAGAAAGAGGACCUUGUUUUGGCACUUCAGUCUGCAAAGAAAGACACUAACCAGGCCAAGCUCAGCGAACAGCGGAGGAAGAGACUUCAGGAGCUGGAGGGCCAACUUGUUGACAUGAAGAAGAAGCUUCUCGAGCAGUCCAAGCUGCUGAAAAUCAAAGAAUCCUCCGUUCAAAAAGUCGGCAAGCUCAUGAGUGAGAUACAGGCUAUGAAGACCCAGCGUACGCAGCUGAUGAGGCAGAUGAGGGAGGACUCUGAGAAAUUCAGACAGUGGAAGAGCAAGAAGGACAGGGAGGUGAUUCAGCUGAAGGAGAAGGAUCGUAAACGCCAGUAUGAGCUGCUUAAACUUGAGAGGGAUUUCCAGAAACAGGCCAAUGUUCUGCGUCGUAAAACUGAGGAGGCUGCAGCUGCAAACAAGCGUUUGAAAGACGCCCUGCAGAAGAGAAGUGAGGUGGCCGACAAACGUAAAGAUAUCCAUAACAGAGGAAUGGAGGGAGCUGCUGCAAGAGUUAAAACAUGGCUUCUCAAUGAAGUGGAGGUGAUGGUGAGCACAGAGGAGGCCCGGCGCCACCUCAAUGACCUGCUGGAGGACAGAAAGGUCUUGGCUCAGGAGAUCACCCACCUCAAGCAGCAGAUAGAAGCCGGAGACCGACCCGCUGCGAAAAUCAGGCGCCGGACGCUGAUCAUCUCUGAGCUGGAGACCCAGGGGGCGCUGGAAACACCUCUGACCAAACAGGUGGAGAACCUGGAGACAGAGAUGGGCCUCAGAAACGCCCAAAUAGCCGACCUUCAGCAGAAAGUUCUUGUUGCAGACGGCGAGGGACGUUUGAAGCAGCGCAUCGAUGGCAUCACAAGCAUAGUUGACGCCAAGUGUGCCCUGAGGGUCCUCAUGUCUGAGCUUUUGUCCGCUAAAACAGCCAGUGCCAAGCUGGAGAGCGAGCUCAAACAGGAAACUGGGAACGCACAAGAUUUAAGGAGGAUGUUGGCUGAAGAGAGAAAUGUGAUGUCAGCUAUGGACAUGGAGCAUCAGCAGCAGCUGGUGGAACUGGAGCAGAGGCAUCAAGAGAAGGUCCUCUACCUCCUGAACCAGCUCCAGAGCAAACCUAUAUGUGAAGAGUCGGACAAAACAAAGCAAAACGAUACGGAGAGUUCAAAGGAAAGGGAGCUUCUCCAGCGCCUCAAACUUCAGGAGGAAGAGCUUGAAAAGCUUCGAGAGUUGAGUGAGCAGAACCAGACGCUGCUGGAGCAGACUGAACAAUACAAACAGAAACUGUCAUUGCUCCACCUGGCAAGUGGAAAGAAAAUCUUCGUGCCAACAACAAACAAUGAUAGGAGCUCAGAUGACUCGUUUGAAUACAUUCCCCCAAAGCCUAAAGGGAAGCGCUUCACCACAGCUAAACGUAGCCAACACACUGUGGCCAUCAACAUUGAAGAGCUGAUGUCUCCCAGUGAGGAAGAGGAGGGGGAGGAGGAGGAGGAGGAGGAAUGGCGGCCUGAGAAACCCGAAAAGGGACGCAGAGUCUCAAAGAAACCAAAAGCAACCGGGUGUGCGUGCAAAGGCCGCUGCAGCAACAAGCAGUGCAGGUGCCGCAAAGGAAAGACGACAUGCGGAGAGAACUGCCAGUGUGAUCAUGAGAAGUGUCGAAAUAUGGACAACCGGGGACCUGCUGAGGAUGUAAGUCAGACAGAAAGUGUCUCCAGAGACUCUGUGACUCUUCAAGACCCCGCGUCUGUGAGUCCUGACAACACCACAUUCUUCAAGCCGCCGUCGUGCACGCCCACCAAAAAGGUGCUGAAAGAAAUCGGCGACAUGGGACAUGCCACUCAAGACCUGAAGCUGGUCAGGAAACCUGUCCUGCCAGAGGACGAGGAGGAGGACGAUGACGAGGAGGACAGAACGACAGUCAGCUUCCUCAAGAAGAAGAAACGAAUCCUGACGAGUUUUCAGAACAGUUUUUUCUCCGGAUGCACUCCGAUCAGAGAGGAGUCGUAAUCAGCACAGAGCAGGGUAGGGCUUUGUACUCUAGACGUCUGUGUGUGUUUGCUUCAGUGUUUUGUCCGUCUUUUUUCUAUGUUUCUGAAUUGUUUUGUGCUGUAACGUGAAAGUAGAUGUCGAUUUGCUGUUGACUUUGUUUUCUGUAGAGGGUAACACCCCGAGUAGCAUCGAAUCUUUUAUUGGAAUUCACAAUGAGAUGACGGAGAAGCCUGUAAAUAAGAUUUUAGUUUAACAUGUUAGAUAUUUCCUAGCGCUGAAUAAAGUCUUACAGUCUAAUUUUUGUUUUUAAGAACGAACUGUUUUUCCUUUUUACCAGGGUUUCAUAUCAGCGUCAUCAGAGGAUAUCAGUGGAAAAUCACUUAUUUAAUCCAUUAGUCUGUUAAAGAGCUGGAUUUUGGGGGCAGAUGCCAAUACUGAAAUUCCAAACUGACACAUAGAUGUACAUAAAGUUCAUUAGGAAUUUUAUAAUUCUAAUUUACUCUAAGCAUAUUGUUUCUGUAUUGUGUUCUGUUGGAGAUAAACUUUUUAAAUUGUGCAUAUCAUACAACAUAUAAGCCAAUACCGAUAUAUCUGGGAGGGGCCAAUGUCGGCCGAUAAACUUGACUAAUCAAUAUAUCAGUCAGACUUUAUUCUGUCGAGACAUUUUUACAAGUUUUAGUGGAAAGCCUCUUGGCCUUUGAUUUUUGAAAAUGAAAUCUGAAAAACUGCAUUAAUAUUCUGCUCAACUAAAUUUGUAUUUGAGGUGGAGGUUACUUUUCCCUGUGUAGCGCACAUAUUUCAAACACUCAGACGAACAAAAUAAACAGCAGUUCAGCAAAAU